This is a messenger RNA of Camarhynchus parvulus, 3748 nucleotides long. It is a transcript of the gene LRRTM1, whose product is annotated as leucine rich repeat transmembrane neuronal 1. The transcript has a single exon. Gene Ontology annotation, molecular function: protein binding. Gene Ontology annotation, cellular component: extracellular matrix. The coding region runs from base 908 to 2470 and encodes 520 amino acids. The record is from RefSeq and is a predicted model, not a curated record. Lineage: Eukaryota; Metazoa; Chordata; Aves; Passeriformes; Thraupidae.
UGCAGGCGUACAAUCAUGAGCAGCUUACGACACUCAGUGAACACUGGGUGCCUCUGCAUGCUCUAGCAACAUACUGCUCAGCUGAAGGGAAGGGAUUCUUGCUGUCUCUCUCUGCUCUAAGCAUCACCUAACAAGCAAAGCGAACAAAGAAUGGGAAAUAAAGCGACCCUUAGCCGGUCUGUGAAUGAAUGGUAACCUCUCUCUGGAGUAAAGGUUGUGCCGGUCCAUGGUCGUUGCAAAUGAUGGACAUUAAACAGAUUGACAAAUCCUGUGGAGUCGUUAGUAAAGAGUUUGGAGUUUUUUUCACGCCACAGUGUUAACUGCAGAGGAAAGGACAGAGGGAGAAGGAGAAGAUCAAGCUCAUGUACAUAGUUCUGAAACUUGCAGGUCCUAGGAGGCAGCUCAAAAGCUAGCUGGACAAGCCUUUCGCUCGUUGAGCAGAAGCGAAGUGAGACAUUGUGAGCUUGCCAGCCUUGCACAACAUUGAAAGGGACUGAAUUUGUAGCACAGAGGGGUCUUUUUUAGCUCUGCAUAUAAUUAGUCCAAACACAAAGGAAGCAACUGAAUGGAGGUUGUCACUCUCUGGAAAAGGGUGGGUAAGACACUUUUUAAUUAAAUUCUUUCAUGAAGAAAGAUUUUUUUUUCCUUUGCUGCAGCAUUUAAAAUGAACAAAAUCACUAUCAUUUUACCUUUGAAUGUCUGUGAACUUUAAUGCUGCACAGCUCCUGCAUGCUGUAAAGUGAAAUAUUUGCCUCUGUGUUUGUUCUGUUUGCUGUUUUGCUUUGGUUUUCGGGCUUUGUUUCGUUGGUUUGCUUUUUUUUUUUUUCUCUCCCUUAAAUAAAAUAUGAUGUAGAAUUUGAAAAGACUCAAUGGACAUUCUCAAGCCUAUUUGGAAAUAUUCUUGCUAAUGGAUUUCCUUCUUAUUGGUCUCUGUUUAAACUGGCUGCUGAGGAAGCCCCCGGGGUUGAUAUUGUGUACGCUGGGUAUCUUUUCUAAAAUGCUUCCAGCUGUGAAUAGUGGGUGUCCACAGCUCUGUCGGUGUGAGGGCAGGCUUUUGUACUGUGAAUCACUGAAUCUCACAGAGAUGCCUCGCAACCUGUCGGGCAUGAUGGGCUUGUCUCUGCGGUACAACAGCCUUUCAGAGCUGCAUGAUGGACAGUUCACAGGGUUAAUGCAGCUCACGUGGCUCUAUCUGGAUCACAAUCACAUUUGCUCAGUGGAGGGGAAUGCCUUUCAAAAAUUGCGGCGAGUUAAAGAGCUCACCCUGAGUUCCAACAAAAUAACCCAACUGCCCAACACCACUUUCCGCCCCAUGCCAAACUUGCGCAGUGUGGAUUUAUCAUACAACAACCUGCAGUCUUUGGAGCCUGACCUGUUCCACGGGCUGAGAAAACUGACAACUUUGCACAUGCGGUCGAACGCCAUCAAGUUCGUGCCGGUGAGAAUUUUUCAGGACUGUCGCAGCCUGAAGUUUCUAGACAUAGGAUACAAUCAGUUAAAGAGCCUGGCUCGAAACUCUUUUGCUGGCUUGUUCAAACUCACUGAGCUGCACCUCGAGCACAAUGACUUGGUGAAAGUGAAUUUAGCCCAUUUUCCCAGGCUCAUCUCCCUGCACUCCCUCUGCUUGCGAAGGAAUAAAGUUACCAUCGUAGUAAACACUUUGGACUGGAUAUGGCAACUCGAAAAGAUGGAUCUCUCUGGCAAUGAAAUCGAAUACAUCGAACCUCAUGUUUUCGAAAGUGUACCUCAUCUCAAAUCCCUGCAGCUGGACUCCAACCGGCUGACCUACAUCGACUCCCGAGUCCUCGACUCCUGGAAGUCCCUCACGAGCAUCAGCCUCUCCGCCAACGCCUGGGAUUGCAGCCGGAACGUCUGCGCCCUGGCCUCCUGGCUCAGCAACUUCCAGGGUCGCUACGACAGCAACCUGCUCUGUGCCACCCCCGAGUACGCCCAGGGAGAGGAUGUUUUGGACGCCGUGUACGCCUUCCACUUGUGUGAGGACGCCGACCCCACGAGCGUCAACACCUUCUCCCCGGUGACCAACAACAGUGAGCAGACGCUGGGCUAUGGCUCGGCCACCGCCACCUACGACGCGCCCGACGGCGACGAGGACCGGACCACGUACGCCGUCACCAUCACCAUGCCCGGCGAGAACUCCGAGAACGCUGUGCAGAUUCACAAGGUGGUGACGGGCACCAUGGCACUGAUUUUUUCCUUCCUCAUCGUGGUUUUGGUGUUGUAUGUCUCCUGGAAGUGCUUCCCGGCCGGCUUAAGGCAACUAAGACAGUGCUUUGUCACACAGCGCAGGAAGCAGAAGCAGAAACAGACCAUGCACCAAAUGGCUGCCAUGUCAGCCCAGGAGUAUUAUGUUGAUUACAAACCCAACCACAUUGAGGGAGCCCUGGUGAUCAUUAAUGAGUACGGAUCUUGCUCCUGUCACCAGCAGCCAGCGAGGGAAUGCGAGGUGUGAUUUUCCUUUGGGAUUUAAACAGUGUGCAACCAAAUAACAGCGUGCAGGCAGACAGUGGCACGGGGUGGGGGGGUGGUGCUGGGCUUUGCUGGUGAUUUCUGACGUGCACCCCUGCCCAAAUUGUUUAAGAGGGGCUGUCCAAAAAGACUUGAUAUUUUAGCUUUAUCGUGUCUUAAAAACCUUCAGGACAGCCAAUCUUAAGGUUUCAUAUGCUAAUACUCCCUUUGAAGAUCUGUCAAUAUUCAGGAAUCUGAGAGUGUAAAAAAAGGUACCAAUUAUUGAUCUUUUGUAAACUAAGAAAACUGUUUAAAAUAAAAAAAAAUAGCAUUUACAGUUUUUACAGACUGGUGUAUAUUACAUGAAUGGUUCCCUGUAUACAAAAUGCAACAGUUUAACCUCUCUCUUCAUGCUGAGUGUUGAAAUGAAAAGUAGAGGAGCAAAGAAGCCACGUAAAAUAGAAAGCUUAAAAUGACCCAGGUGGCUUCCCAUUGUAAUUAGCACACAUUCACGUACAUCAUGUUGCUGAAGAUAUGAAGCAUGACACUGGAAUUCUAUUUUUGUUAAUGUGCUACCUGUAACAGGAUGUCAGUACAACAAGGAGCCAGAGCACCUCAGAAAGGCUGAAGUUUUGACUGUGUCACUAGGACAGGAUUUCUGAGGAUUUUUAAGUACAGCUCUCUUGUUAGCUGCUGUAAGAUCCAUAAAAACUGCAUUAUAACCCCUAGAAGUAUUUUGUAUCAAAACUGAUGAUAUUGUGAGGACUCUCUAACAAAAGCAACCAACAAAACCCAAACAAGUAAAACACUGCCAAAAUGUGCACAUCAGAAUUUUCUUUAAUAUUAAAAAACAAACAAAAAAAAAGCUAAAUUUAAGGAUUUUUACUUGCAUUUACCACUUUUAUGCUUGUCUUGAGCUAUGCCAAGAGCAAAGACCCCCUCAUUUUGUGCUCUGUGGUGCCAUGGUGAAAGGAGAAGAGCAAAAGCAAUUAUUUGGGUCUCAGUGGUGAAACUCAAGAGCAAAACCACUGUCAGGGCAGGACAGAGAGUUUUCAGAGCACCCUUCUGGGUCCUGUAGUAAAGUGCUGGCAAAGCCCAGCUUGUGUCCCUCUCUUUCCCUAACAAAACAACCCCAAAACCUCUGCAGAGGCUGGAGGCAGAUGUACCCUCCUUACCAAGGACUGAAAAAUGCCAUUGAUGGAUUUAAGCAGUGAUUUCAUGAUGUAGAAUCCCACAGCUGUUUUAUCUGACUGCCCUUAAAUAAAGGCUUCCUUUCCUUGUA